AUGCUUCGUCGAAUAACGAGGAACAUAUCUCUAUCUAGCGCUGCAGCAACACGCUUUACUACUGCUGCGGCUUCGGCUACUACUACAUCAGCAUCGGCGGGUGGAAAAUUGGGGAAGGAUUACUCUGAAGCGAAGGGACCGGUUGAGUUUCCCGUUUUGGAUCAACUUGUUGGGUACUAUGUGAACAUUCAAUCCCGUAAAAUGUACUACAAAGACUUUUUGCGAAUUGAACAUCAAGCUGUACGUUGGGCAUUUGCGGAUAUACGUAAAAACAGUGAAGCCCUUGCCCAUGGUCUUCUGCAGACUGGACUUCGCCCAGGUCAGCGAGUGUUGGCUAUUCAACCCUGCAAUUGUGAAACCUUUGUACUGCAAUUGGCUUGCGCAAAGAUAGGAGCUUUAUUGGCAGUGGUACCCCAUCAUAAUAUAAAUGCUGAUAAACUUCGUUUUUAUCUUAAUGAGUUUCAACCCAAUCAUCUUAUCGCUCGUGAAUGGAUGGUUGUACCAGAGAUGAAACAGGGAGUUUUGGUGGAACGCAAUAUGCAUUUUUGGGAUAUGAUUUAUAAUGUCAUUCCUGAGUUAGGUCUUUCUUAUCCAGGACAGAAGUUUCAAUGGGUACACUCCCAGGAAUUUUACUUUUUAAAGAAAGUGGUUAUUACAGAUCAUAAUAUGAAUUUACUUGGGGUAACACCAUUACGAAAAAUGCUUGUCUGGGGACCAUUUUCAUAUUAUGAACAACGUCUUCGUCGUCUCUCGGCAUUACUACACCCGGAUGAUCCUAUUCUUGCACUGGAAGAUUCUUAUCCAGGAUUAGAGGAUAAAUUACAUAUAACUUUCUCUCACCGAAACUGCAUUAAUGCUGGAUUUAUGUUCGCCCAACUUAUGAAACUUAAAGCAGAAACACGGUUUGGUGUAAUGCCUAAUCAUCAUACCAAUCCGGUAGGUUCUAUUAUUGCUCCAUAUGCUGCCUUAACAUCAGGAGCUGUUCUUGUACAUAUUCACAGUGAUAUGUUUACAGAUGAUCAUGCAAUUAAUGGAAUUGAAAAAUUAUGUGUAGAAGAGGUAGAGGGUAUUCUCGGAAAGAAAGCCGAUUUUGAUCUUUUACUUCGUCACACUGGAAAUUUUGACGCUGAUCAGUAUGAACAUCUUAAAUGGAUUGCACUCUUUGAAGAUGCUAAUGAACCUCCUGUAGGUAAAGAUUACCUUCAAAAAUUAGCAAAAGAACUUAGCCUUGAUGAUGUGUUUGUAUUUCGAGGACCGUUGGAGAGUGCUUAUAUGCUUACAUGGCGCUCAUUAAAACGGGGAGAAUGUGGAAUGUUACCACACACAGAGGCAAAAGUUGUGGGAGAUCGCGGAACGACUGAUGCUAAGAUUCUUUCUGCCAAUACACGAGGGAACUUAAAACUUAAGGGACCACACAUUUCAGCUGGAUACUACAAUAACGCUGGUCUCUUAACAGAACUGGUAGAUGAACGUGGCUUCUGCAAUACCAGUCGUGAAGCAGUUAUGGAUGAAAAGGGCCAACUCACACUUCAUGGAACCCAAAUAUACUAG
Molecule: messenger RNA, 1551 nt
Organism: Trypanosoma theileri
Lineage: Eukaryota; Euglenozoa; Kinetoplastea; Trypanosomatida; Trypanosomatidae
Product: fatty-acyl-CoA synthase
Exons: 1
Coding region: 1-1551 (516 amino acids)
Biological process (GO): fatty acid metabolic process
Molecular function (GO): medium-chain fatty acid-CoA ligase activity
Source: RefSeq, a predicted model, not a curated record